Molecule: messenger RNA, 2064 nt
Organism: Aspergillus heteromorphus CBS 117.55
Lineage: Eukaryota; Fungi; Ascomycota; Eurotiomycetes; Eurotiales; Aspergillaceae
Product: C6 zinc finger domain protein
Exons: 8
Coding region: 1-2064 (687 amino acids)
Biological process (GO): regulation of DNA-templated transcription
Cellular component (GO): nucleus
Molecular function (GO): DNA-binding transcription factor activity, RNA polymerase II-specific; transcription cis-regulatory region binding; zinc ion binding
Source: RefSeq, a predicted model, not a curated record
AUGGCGUUAUCUCCGCGCGCGGGUCCGGACCCGAUUCUUGGCCGUCGCCGGCUUCCUCCUCCUCUUCCUCCGCCGCCGCCACCGCCAGCGUCGCGACAGCACCAGCAACAGAAACAGCAUAUAUUUCUGACGGGAAAGCCUAAUAGGCCGUCACCGGCGAUCAAAAGGAGCAAAAAGGCUUGCACGGAGUGUAGACAGCAGAAGGCAAAAUGCAAUGCGUACUUGACCCCCGAUCAGCCGUGCACGCGGUGCUCGAAGCUGAAUAUUCAAUGUGUGAUUUCGGAUCCCUUUCGCCGAGAGCAUAAGCGCAAGCGCCUCUCGGAGCUGGAGCAGGAGACGGACGAGCUGCGACAGAGAUUACGAUUUACGCAGCCCAACAAUGAUAAUGACCCCAGACCGUCGCCGAUCGCUAUGUUGACGGCCGCGGCGGAGAUGGAGGGUCACUCGGUCCCUACUAGUGGGGGGGAAUUGACGCUGGCUCCGGAUUCACAGACGCCGUCGGUUGAGAGCCAACAGCCGCUGCUCUCGUCGAUUAAUCCCAGGCCGUUGGAUCUGGACCUGGGAGUGGGAGUAGUACGCGCGUUGGAUCCCACGGAGGCAAGGUCCCUCAAUAAUGUGCACUUGACAGGGUGUGAGGUGGAUGAGUUGUUUCGGAUAUUCUUUCACCAGUAUGCGUCGUUUCUUCCUAUCCUGGAUGCCCAGACUACGCCGAAUGCAACCUACACGCAGUCUCCGUUUCUCUUCUGGGCAAUCGUCGCCGUCGCGUCCAGGACGUACCCCCAAAAUCCGACGUUGUUGAUGGCUCUCUCGCGGAGUGUGGUCGAGAUGGCCUUUCUGUCGAUCGGGUCGGGGGGUUCGGCGUGGUGCAUCAUCCAGGGAAUGCUGCUCAUUCAAACGUGGCCGUUUCCCAAGGAUGUCAACGCGACGGACGUCACGUUCCCGAUGAGCGGCAUGCUUCUACAUAUUGCCAUGCAGCAUGGGAUACACAUCCCCAUGUCCAGCAAUGAGUUUCUGAAGAGGAAGAGACUGCCUGCCCCGUCAGAAGCGGAGAUGACUAGGCGCUCCGAGCUCUGGGCACAUUGUGUUAUUGUCUAUCAGCGUGCAUGUGUGACAAAGGGACACCCCCCGCGCGCUCUGAUGGACCUGGAGCCGGAUGGAGACCUGAAGCGGAUGCUAUUCCAGCGAGUCUCUCCGUCGCUGGCACUCGAGUUGAAAUGCGAGGACCUGAUUACCCGGUGUAGCGCGGCUGUGCUCGAGUUCGGCGUGCGGACCCUGUCCCUCGACCAGGAGAAGUCGUUCGAUAUUCUCUUACGGGCAUUUGAUUCCCAGGCGGUUGACCUAGAGGCUCAGGCGAUGUCUGCCUAUGAUCGUUUCUCUACGGCAAUGUGUCGUCUCAGCAUCCAGAUCUUCCACCUCUUCCGAAAUACCAGUUCAUUCUCGGCCGGAUGCCUCGCGCAGCUUCUGAGCACAGCUUGUAACACCAUCGAUUCCAUCCAUAACCUGGGGCAAAGCAUGGCCAACAUGGCCACCGCGCCGAUGCAGGUGAACUACGCGUUGCUCCUGGCCUCCGCCGCCCUACUGCGGAUCCUGAAAGGGCCCCAGUGGGCAACCAUGGACGUCGACAAGGCCAGGUCGUCGUUCUUCAGCACAAUCAACCUGGCCCGGCAGAUGUCUGUGGACACGUAUGACAUCGCAGCCAAGAUGGCCAUUGUGAUGAACCAGCUGUGGAACAGCACGCGGGCGUUCCGCAAGUCUGAUGGGAGUGAAUAUGUAGCUCUUCGGAUUCGCAGUCGUCUGGUUCUCAGCCCCGUCAUCGAUACGGUCUGGUGGUGGCGGGAUGAGUUCGAUCCGCAAUUCUAUAACAUGCCAAGUGGUCAGAAUAACAUAGCAGACGGAGUCGAUGCGAGUCGAGACAACCCUGGGUCUCAGGGAAAUGCACCUGGGGCUGCUGUCGAUCGACCGGAUUUCUCAUAUUUCGACGAGCAGUUUGAGGCGGACUUCGAAUGGGCAUUGACGGACGAAGUGCUCUAUGGCCACUUGGAUACGAACCGGUCUGCAGUGUAG